AUGGAAAACCUCUCUGAGGCCAGCUUCUGGAGCUUAAGAGGAAGAAGCAGUGAUUCUUUCUUGUGUAUUGUUGGAAAUGGAAGAGAUGCUUGGUUCUGGCAUGAUAAUUGGACACCUUUUGGUCCACUAAUCAAGUACUUUGGAGAACAUGGUCCGAGGAGUUUAAGAGUUCCUAUUACUGCUAGGGUGGCUGAUGUGUGCAAUGCAAACGGGUGGACAAUUGCACAUCCAAGGUCUGAUCAGGGAGAGUCCCUUCAAAUUUAUUUAUCAUCUAUUCAACUACCAACUUCAGUUUCAAAUUCAGAUCAUUUUGAGUGGGUUAUUGAACGCAAGUCUACAAAUGGUUUCUCUUCUUCCAAAACUUGGGAGCAGCUGAGGCCAAGAGAAGAUGAAAAAGCUUGGGCGCCUCUGAUUUGGUUCAAAGGCCAUAUUCCAAAGCAUGCUUUUCACUUAUGGAUCACAAAUCUUGAUCGGUUGCCAACAAUGGCUAGGCUAGCUUCUUGGGGCCUUGAUGUUUCAACUGUUUGCAGUUUAUGUUCCGCUUCUAUUGAGAACAGAGACCAUUUGUUCCUUGAGUGCGCUUUCGCUAGGAUUCUCUGGAAAAAGAUUCUGGAAAGAAUUGGUCACCCUCAAAUCUUUUUCUCGGACUGGAAUUCUAUGUUGGUAUGGGUAAAGUCAUACAUAAUUCCACCCGUCCGCUCUGAUCAGCUUCCUGAAUCGUCAUUCAAGAAGAAGCCAGCAACUUGCCGUUGA
This is a messenger RNA of Arabidopsis lyrata subsp. lyrata, 753 nucleotides long. RefSeq lists its product as uncharacterized. Bases 1 to 753 code for a protein of 250 amino acids. The transcript has 3 exons. NCBI's taxonomy places the organism in Eukaryota, Viridiplantae, Streptophyta, Magnoliopsida, Brassicales, Brassicaceae. The record is from RefSeq and is a predicted model, not a curated record.